Messenger RNA from Paramecium octaurelia, 1169 nucleotides. The record is from the annotation of a GenBank genome assembly. Lineage: Eukaryota; Ciliophora; Oligohymenophorea; Peniculida; Parameciidae.
AAUCAUAUUAAUAUUACAUAUAUAUAUAAUAUAUAAAUGGGUUAGUGUAAAUGUGCAACAUAAUGUUGUUAAAAGGAUGAAAUAGCAUCAUAAAAAAUAUCUACUAGAUCUAUUUAAGUUUCUAUCAAAAAUCACAAACUAUAGAAGGAUUAGACUUCUGAUUAAAUUGAUGCCUUGGUUCAAGAUGAUUUAGACUCUGGCAUUAUGAAAAAUUCAAUGAACAGCAAAGUUUCAAUUCAAGAGAUUUCUAAAAACUUGGUAUCAAACAAAUAGCCAAUGCCCUAGUAAGUUAAAGACACCAUUUAAAGCCAAGAACGCAAAUUACUUCCAGUACAUAAUAUUUCAAUAAUUAGAUGAUGUUAUUGCCUAAUGGAACUAAAUAUGAAGGACAAUGGCUUAAUGGUAUGAGAGAUGGCUAUGGAAAGUAAAUAUGGCCAGAUGGAUCAAUCUAUGAGGGCUAAUGGAAACAAGACAAAUCAAAUGGUUAGGUAAAUCAAAUCUAAUAUGAAGGGAAAAUUGAUUCAUGCUGAUGGAGAUAUCUAUGAAGGAGAAUGGGUUGAUGAUGCAGCAUGCGGAAAAGGAACCUAUGUUCAUUACAAUGGAGCUAGAUAUGAAGGCGAAUGGCUUAACGACAAUCAACAUGGAGAUGGCAUUGAAGUUUGGCCUGAUGGAGCAAAGUAUUAAGGUCAGUAUAAAUUUGGCAAAAAAAAUGGAAAAGGAUAAUUAACCUUUAUUGAUUAAGCUUAUUACGAAGGUAGAUUUUAUUAUAAAUUAAUUAGGUAAUUUUAUUGAUAACGAAAUUUCUGGGUUUGGUGUUUAUAAAUGGACUGAUGGAAGAGAAUAUAUUGGUAAUUGGUUAGAUAAUAAAAUGCAUGGAGAAGGUACUCUUAAAUGGCCAGAUGGAAAAUGUUACAAAGGAGUAUCUUAAUUAAAUAUUUAAGAAUUAUUAAUAAGAUAAGAAAUAAGGCAGAGGAGUAUUUUAUUUUGGAGACGGUAGGAAAUAUGCAGGCACUUGGAUAAAUGGAAAAUAAUGUGGCAUUGGAAUAUUUUAUUAAACUCAAAAUUAAUAUAAAAUAGGAGUAUGGAGUAAUGGAUAAAGGACAAAAUGGCUCAAUGAUGAAGAAUUAGAAAAUCAUAAAGAUGAAGUCACUCAGCUUUUAGAAUUGUGA